AUGGAGUCAAAAACUGAUGUCGGAUCAGCAUCGGUGACCAGCGAAGAACUGGCUGCUAUUGAGGAUGAAGAGGUUCUCAACAAGAUGCUGGAUACUGCAACAGAUUUUGAAGAGAGGCGAAUGCUACGUGCUGCUUUAAGGGAGCUACUCAAGAAAAAGAGAGAUAAACGGGAGCAGGAUCGAGGGUCGAGGCAGCAGGACCUGAGACAGCAGGGCCUGAGCAAAGGAGGGACAACAGGCGGGGCUGUUAGCGUAGGCAGAGCGUCCAUGAACCAGCAGCCACCAGCAAACAGGCCGUCAGGUCAGCCCUCUCCAUCAGCAGGCAGCAAGGCCAGUCCCGCUGUAGACUCAGCUCAGAAAUGUCCUCCUGCUGCAGCACCCAACGUAAAAAAUGUCAAACAGAUGCUUCUGGACUGGUGCAGGGCCAAAACAGAGCCAUAUGAGGGGGUGGACAUCCAUAACUUCUCCUCAAGUUGGAAAGACGGCAUAGCCUUCUGCGCCUUAGUGCACCGCUUCUUCCCCGACGCGUUUGAGUACUCGAUCCUCAACCCCAACAAGCCCAAGGAAAACUUCCAGCUGGCGUUCAACACUGCAGAGAGGCUGGCUGGCUGCCCUCCUCUGCUGGACGCGGAUGACUUAGUCCGGAUGAAGGAGCCCGACUGGAAGUGUGUGUACACGUACAUCCAGGAGUUCUACCGCUGCCUGGUGGAGAAAGGCCUGGUCAAAACCAAAAAGCGAGCGUAGAGUCUGACAGCUGUCAUGAUUGGCCGCGAUUUUACAAUUAACACACAUAUAAGCAUGAGCUGAGUUCUAAGAGAAAAUACUAUGCACCUUUUUUCAAGUAAAUUUUUCUUAGAGUUGAUAUUUAGUAUUUAAUGGAUCCGUUUGACGCUUUAUGUUACUGUAAAUGCAGAGUACCUAAUGUGUAGUAUUUGAAUCGAUUUGUGUACUAGUAGGGACUUAUGGGUGUCUGUGCUCUCAGUGGACAGCUGGCUCUUAGGAUCAGUACAUUCCACUGAGAUUACAGAUCUGCAUUAAUCCCCAUCAGAGCCAUAGAAAGUCUGGGAACAAAUUUUAUGAUGAUGCUGUU
Anoplopoma fimbria (sablefish) is the source of this 1090-nucleotide messenger RNA. It is a transcript of the gene smtna, whose product is annotated as smoothelin a. Lineage: Eukaryota; Metazoa; Chordata; Actinopteri; Perciformes; Anoplopomatidae. Gene Ontology annotation, biological process: actin cytoskeleton organization. The transcript is spliced from 7 exons. The record is from RefSeq and is a predicted model, not a curated record. Gene Ontology annotation, molecular function: protein binding. The coding region runs from base 1 to 744 and encodes 247 amino acids. Gene Ontology annotation, cellular component: microtubule organizing center; filamentous actin.